AUGGGCACCUGCACUCAAGUGAAGCAACCUCUGCAGGGAACUUUCCAAGUCCUUCGUGGCAAUGGCACUUCUGUGGGGACAGUGCUGCUGUUCCAUUGCCCCUCUGGCCACCAGAUGGGAGGGCCUGGUCUGAUCACCUGUGCCUGGAAGGGGAGCAUUGCUGAGUGGUCAUCAGGGACACCUUCGUGCAAGUCUGUGCUCCCAUCUGAGACCUUCGGCUUCAGGGUAGCUGUGAUUGCCUCCAUUGUCAGCUGUGCCAUCAUCCUGCUCAUGUCCAUGGCCUUCCUCACCUGCUGCCUAAUGAAGUGUGUGAAGCGGGCAGAGCAGCAGCGCUCUGACAGAACAGCCCAGCUGUGGUACCAGCUUAGAGGGGAGGACCUGGAAACAGUACAGGCUGCCUAUCUUGGCCUCAAAGGACUCAACAACAACAACAGCCACCCCAGGAGCCAGCCCCACUUAGGGGAAGCUACCAUGCAGGCACAUGACAACCACUGCUUCACCACAGACUAUGGUGAAAGCACCAGAGAGCUGGCCAGCAUGGGCCACAGCAUGGAUAAGGACCCUUGGAUCCCUGAGCCUGGUGCUCUGAGCCCCAGCAUCUCUUCCAGCUUACCCCACACCCAGGUGAUGGUGCACAUAGAUAACCCUGCACAGACUCUGCCUGCUGGACCCACCCCAGGAAUGCCAGGACAGGCAGCAGCAAACAUCCCAGGGUAA
Messenger RNA from Orycteropus afer afer, 717 nucleotides. The record is from RefSeq and is a predicted model, not a curated record. NCBI's taxonomy places the organism in Eukaryota, Metazoa, Chordata, Mammalia, Tubulidentata, Orycteropodidae.